Messenger RNA from Haliotis rufescens (red abalone), 5163 nucleotides. Its product is annotated as glutathione hydrolase 1 proenzyme-like. Gene Ontology annotation, biological process: glutathione catabolic process. The record is from RefSeq and is a predicted model, not a curated record. Gene Ontology annotation, cellular component: plasma membrane. The transcript has 13 exons. Gene Ontology annotation, molecular function: glutathione gamma-glutamate hydrolase. NCBI's taxonomy places the organism in Eukaryota, Metazoa, Mollusca, Gastropoda, Lepetellida, Haliotidae. Bases 153 to 2012 code for a protein of 619 amino acids.
AUCCUUGUCUGAACAGUCACAGUUUGGGCAAGAUCCACAAGAAAUCACGUGCAUUCCACCUUUUGAGAAACAUCUAGGUCAGGGGUUGUGUUAGACAAGUGUAUUGACUUUGCAAAUUGAUAGAGAGACUGUCGGAAGGUUUGAUACCAGCUAUGUCUACUGAUGAAGCAGUUGGUGAAGAGGAAGGCUUAGGGGAUGGUUUAAUGAAAGACGGUGAUGCUUUAAAUACCAAGACCAGUCCCGAUAAGACAGCCUGCCCAUGUGGAAGGAAGCGGAGUAUAAUCAUUGCAGUAGUGGUUCUGUUAGGGGCUGCCUUCGUCCUUGGCCUUGCCCUCGGUUUGGGUUUUGGUCUGAAGCCGGGUCAAGGUCAGCGGUUGGCAAUCGGGGCGGUGGCGGCAGACCACCCAGCAUGCUCCCGCGUAGGCAGAGAUAUUUUAGAAGAAGGUGGGUCUGCGGUAGAUGCUGCCAUUGCUUCACUGUUGUGUGACGGAGUCCGACAGCCACACAGCAUGGGCUUAGGGGGAGGAUGUUUUAUCAUGGUAUAUCAAAAAUCGCCCCGGAAAGCUGAAUUUAUCAACGGUCGAGAGUUCGCUCCCUUGGCAGCCUCUUUAGAUAAGUUCAUCAACAAGACGUUCCGACAAGGUCCUUUAUCGAUAGCUGUCCCACCAGAAGCGAUGGCAUAUUGGGAGGCGCAUCAGAAGUAUGGUAAGCUGCCCUGGGCGACGCUGUUUGAACCUGCUAUCAAGAUGGCGAGAGACGGUCACCCUCUGUCCAACUCAUCUGCGAGGGCACUGGAGCUGAUGACGAGGAGAUUCAACGUGUCACUGAAGAUGGAGUUCCCGGAGCUCUGCAAGUUCUUCUGUAACGAGCAGGGUGGCCUUAAACUGGAAGGUGAUGAAGUGAAGUUACCUGCCCUUGCUAAGACGCUGAGCGGGAUUGCGAAGCACGGUCCCGACUAUCUAUACAAAGGGGAGGUUGCUGAACGCUUAUUGCAGGAAAUCGAACAGUUUGGUGGACUUCUGACCAAAGCCGACUUCGAAGUGAACUUGACCCGUCAUGAGCGCCCCCUUGAGUAUAAGUAUGGCGACUUGACGAUGUAUGUCCCGGGAGCACCUAGCGGGGGGCCUGUGAUGGGUCUCAUCCUGGAGAUACUGGAAGGUUUUAACUUCACGCCAGCUGACAUUGAAACCCCGGCUGCCGAGGCCGCCACGUACCACAAGAUCAUCGAGGCUUUCAAGUUUGCCUAUGCAGACAGGCUGAAACUGGGGGACCCUCACUUUGUACAGUUACAUGACCUCAUAAGGAAGAUGACGUCCCCUGCCUAUGCGGCGUCCCUGCGCAAGAAGAUCGACCUGAGCCGCACCCACAACACCAACUACUACACCGACGUCACCGGCGAACCGUGGGACGAGCAGGGCACAGCACAGAUAAAUGUCCUGGCUCCCAACGGCGACGCCGUGGCUGUCUGCAGCACCAUCAACUACUAUUUCGGCUCCCUCCUCGUGUCGCCAUCUACCGGGAUCAUCCUCAACAACGAGAUGGCGGACUUCUCCAUUCCUAACGUCUCCUACCUCGACAACCUAAAGGCAGUUCCUCCCAACUACAUCGAGCCUGGGAAGCAGCCCUUGUCGUCAAUGGCGCCAGCGAUAUUCGUGGACGGAGCAGGAGAUCCCAGACUCGUCAUAGGAUCUUCUGGAGGGGCCAGGAUCUCCACGGUCAAUGCUCAGGUUGCAGCCAGGAUCCUGUGGCUGAAGCAGUCUGUGGAGGAGGCAGUGCGGCAUAAACGAUUCCACCAUCAGUUGUUCCCUGAUAAACUCAAGUGGGAGCCGGGAUUCAACCAGGACAUCCUGGACAUCCUCCACAACGACUACGGCCACGAGCUGCUACCACGGACGACGUACAUGGCGGUGCUGCAGGCGAUAUAUCGCGACCCGGACACUCGCCAGAUACACGCCUUCUCCGACGAGAGGAAGAAGGGCGUUGCCAGUUUGAUGUACGGGGACGCCUUGUGAUGGGGACGCCUCGUGAUGGGGACGCCUCGUGAUAGGGAACGCAUGUAUACUCUCACUGGCCGUGUUGUGCUAUCAUUGUCAUAUCUGUCAUGAUGUACGGAGAUACUUCGUAAUUGGUAUUUGUAGGAGGGCUUGGUGAAGUCAGUGAUUGUGUUUACUGUUACUGUUGUAGAUCUCUCUACCAGGAUGAACGGAACUUAACUAUGUGUUACACUGUGUCAGACUAUGUGUUAACCUUCGCUAUGGGGUAUUUGUAGGAGAGCUUUGUGAAGUCAGUGAUUGUGUUAACUGUUGUAUCAGACUACCAGGAUAAAGGGACACACAAUUUACCCUGGUUGUCGUAGACAAAGCGGGAGUCACCUUGUCCGUCUGACUACGUGUUACACAUGAGAAAAGGUUUUUCUUAUUUAGAUCAGUGCAUCUGUACUAGAGUAACGGUGCAUUACUCGAGCAAUCACUAUCCACAUCGUACUCGAUGUCUGGAUACCGUUUUGUCCCCAGUACCAAAUUACUCUAACAUUCGCACUCGACUGUGAAAAAAAUGAUGAUAAAUGGUAAUUCUUACUUCAUAUGUGUGAUAUUGAGUUUGUUUAAAGGAAUAUUAAGUAAUCAUGUACACUGCUCCUGUAAGACUCCAUCUUCCCAAGGCAAGGGAGUUAACUGACUGUAAAAGUCCAGUUUCCACCCUUGCCGAACGAGGCGACUACGAGUUAUGACCCUUCUAUGUCUGUCAUAUGGACGAAUCAGAUUCCAUCUACCAUAUCCCCCGUAGCAUCAAAGCACAAAGUCGCUGUUCCUGUCCGAAUGUGUUCAGCCAGUAACGAAAUCUGUUCACUACUGUACAGGCUGGCUAACAGCAAAUGGGAACAUUGACAGCGACUGCAUGGAACCUUUUAGUACACCCUCCUUAUCAUCUUCUCUCUCAUACACCUUCUUGAGAAAUGCCACUUCUGCAAAAACAUCUUUAUGAAGUCUCAUACUAAGACUGGAUUCUGAUGAAAUCUUUGGCAGCACUUCCUUUGUUUCAUAGCCAGUGGAAUUUCCAGCUUCAAAAGCUGUGCUGUCCACGGUCCCUUAUUAAACAUAUGAAGGCCCACUCUGCUUGAUGGCGUCUGCAAUUUGUUUUCUUUCAGGCCAUUUGAUUGGUCUCCCUUUGGUGACACCAUGUUCAUGCUUAAUCUGUGUAAAUGGUUUGAUUAGACUUCACCCAUACCUUCACUGGAUUGUCCUUUGGUUCCUUUCUUAUAUUUACCAUGUAUCUUAUACAUCAUGGAAAUUUGCAGCAUGCCUUUGAAGUGAAAAAUGGACUAUUCGUCUUUCUUGAGUUUAAUUUUCUAACAAGGUUACAUCGAAAGAUCAAAGGACAUGCAGGGCUGGUUUUGCUGAUGGCUUUUGCUAAAACGGUUGUCCAGUUUCCAGUUAACCCCCGUCCCCUCUUCUGUUGGUUUUCAUGUCGAUUGUCUUCCACUUUUUGCUCUUGAUGUGAAAGGCGAAUUUCUCUGGCUCAAGAGCUGGAUUGUCAGCAUCAGCACUGUCGUCACACAUUCUCUCGUGUUCAUUUUCUUGUUCAGUGUUGCCAUCACAUAACCCAAUUUCAGUGUCCUUCAUUUUUACUCCACAUCUGUCGUCAUAAAGUUUGCAGUCACCAAGAUCGUCUUUCGCAGAAUAACGUUUGACUACAUUUACACCAUCAGUCAUUUCUUCCUCUGCAAUUCGAUGUCUACCUACAUAUGUAGCAUGAGAGUGUCCUGUGUCUAUUUGCUCAGGUUUACAACUGGUUGGCAAAUAUUUCAAUCUUUGUUUCAAACGCGGUAAAUGUACCUUUUAACAUUUCAGAAAUUGGAAAACGAUAAUGUUAGCAAGGCCAAAAGUGUGACACUUGUUCAAGUGUGGGUGAUGAUGGACCCUGACCAGAAACCUUUUUUUCUGUGGAAACGGAUGUAGGGGGUUUGGUUGAAGAAAGCGAUAAAGUGACAGGGUCUAUGAGUAGAGGCCACACUAAUUAUACAAUUACAUUUUCCUAUAUGUGUUUAUUUGUCCUAAAAUACAGUCAGUAUUUAAUGAGGGCUACUUCUGCAAAGGUUUUCCUCGCAAUUUAAGUCUUUAUUGUCAAUAAGAACAAAACUAAAAGCAACAGCAGACUCUUAAUUCCAUCUUUUUUAUAUUUUCUUAAACAUGAACUAACUUGUUCAACCUAGUUCACAUCGCUAUAUGGCUGAAAUAUUGCCGAUGCGAUGUAAAAUUUAACUCACUCACUAAACAUGAACUGAAUAACGAACCCGGUGCUGGUUAGUUUUCCUUAUUCAAAAGUACUGAAUAGUUUAACAGUUGUUAGGAGAUAGACCACAGACUAUCUAAUAUUUAAUAGUAUUGUUGGACAUAAACUGAAUAACGAAUCCGGUGCUGGCUUGUUUUUCGUUAUUCGAAAAACGAAUAACGAAUAACUGUCCCACUGGACAUACGGUAUCUUAUGUUUGUUACACCAAGGCUGAAUAGCGAACCCGGUGCUGGUUUGGUGUUCGUUAUUCCAAAGUACUGAAUAACUAAACAGCUUUUGGAUGAUGACGUUAGACAAACCUGCUGUCACAUAUUAUAUGAGUUUCAGUGUACUUAACCACCCACAGUACUGUAGUUGUUUAAUAUACAGCCUUUGAUUAACGAACUCGCUGCUAACUUCAGGCCCCUGUUGAAUUUCCAGUGUUGGUACAAGGCUACCCCUUUCCACCUUGGUAUAAUGGUAAAAUCACUCACUCGCGCACUGCUCGUGUAUAAACGUCGUCUUUGUAAUUUUGUGUUUAAGGCACCUCAUGACGGAAACGUGGAAGUUGGUGUUGCUUUUAGACUUUUCAUUCAUAUAACCUGGUGACAAUGUACAAAACUAUUCAUGCCAUUUAAUGUUAGACGUGAAAUAUUAUUGCGAGCUUUAUAAGAAGAUAAACCAUUCUUCCUCUUCUUUUGUACCUAGUUUUAUAAAAAAAAAAUCACUCUUACAACGUGUUCGUUCUAUUAAUUAAAAUAACUAUUGUUCUAUUUGUACUCUUGGGGCAGUGGUAGCAAAGUGGGUUCGACACCCCAUCUAUCCCACUCCCCAUGGGUAAAAUGUGUAAAGCCCAUUUCUGGAGAGAACAUUGAAGAUCCGGGGUAGGAUAGG